Molecule: messenger RNA, 1899 nt
Organism: Dimorphilus gyrociliatus
Lineage: Eukaryota; Metazoa; Annelida; Polychaeta; Dinophilidae
Source: the annotation of a GenBank genome assembly
GAGAGCCAAUAUUCCAAUAAAUCGUCUAAUAAAGAUCUUAUUGAAUUAAAAACCCCCAUUACUGAGUACAAAUACACUUUUUCCAUUUUUUUUCAUUCGCCUGGUAAACGAUGACUACCAAUAAGUUUAGUAAAAGCGAAUUUUGGUUUCUUACUGCAGCUAUUUUAGUUGUUGUGAAUGGAGAAGAUGAUAUUGCAAGGAAUAAAUUAACGUUCCAGAGCACAACAACUUAUCCAAAUAUUGCAAGUUUGGCUACUGAUAGUACAAUUGAAAUUAAUGAUCCUAUUAAAUGCUCGAAAACGAACCAAAUUCUAGAGAAAGCCUGGUGGACAGUUGAUCUGGAGAAGGUGUAUAGUGUUGAAAAAGUUUGCAUUUUGAAUGGAAAUAUACCGGAUGCUGCGAACCUCACUAAUUUCGUCAUUAAAGUAUCAAAUUUUCCGAUGGAAGGCGAAAUAUGCGCAACUGUAUCUUCGUCAAUAAAAAUACCAAUGUCAACAACUGCAAACGAUUACGAGUGUUUUGGGUGUAGUCCCGCAAUAGUUGGGUCUUUUGUGUAUAUUGAACACCAACAGAAUGGGGCUGAUUUGCAGUUGUGCGACGUUAAAGUGUCUGGUACAUUUGUAAAAGAUAGAGAUUAUUCUGCAUUAAAAAUGACAUCGAAUGAUCUGUACGGUGUAGCAUUUUCCAGUGCGCAGAGACAUUUCAAUAAGGCGAUUGAUAACGAUUACAGUACUUAUUAUCAAGCGGAAAUAUCCGUUAAUAAACCAUAUAUUAUGGUUCGUCUACCAACUCUAACUCAAAUUGUUGCAGUUUUGUUAAUUCCCGGCUUAAAUGAAUUAACUUCAAAGAGUCUUCAAAGAACCUUUGUUAAUAUUAAACAUAUUCCAGACACAUUCACACAUAUGACUUAUAAGAUGUGUUUCCACAACAACUUUCUAAGUGAUAAAGGAUUAUACGAGGCUGUUUUCAAAAAGUGCAAUAUCGAUUUAUCCGGUAGAUAUAUCUAUAUAGGAUCAAAGCCUUCGGCCAAUUCAAUUUUUGAACUAACUGAGCUUGUUAUCUAUGGAAAAGAAAGAGAAAAAACGUUUACAUAUUCUCAGGGAUUAUCUCGUAAAGAAAAUAUUCAAUCAAUUCUUAUCAAUGGAACAAAUUUAGAUAGUGGUACUUUGAAUUUAUUAACCGACAAUAUUUAUUACGCUUCAAAUUCUUUGUCGAUUAGCUACAAUACCAAUUUGAUUAUUGCUUUCAACUCAUCACUCUUAAACCACGUUUGUCUGACAAUGAAACAUAAGAAUAUUAAAUGGAUACAAAAUCCUUAUAUAACUCUUGAGGAUUUGUUAACUGGUAAUACAACUACACACCAAUUUUUCUACAGUUUUAAAUCAAUCAAUACUGUUUGUCAACAAUUUUCAAUAUCUUUACUGGAAAAAGUUGUAUUAGAAUUUACAGAUUUUCAUGAAAUUUCCGAAAUUGACCUUCAUGGACUUACAUUGAUGACUUACGAUUGUAGUUAUAUAAUAAGAUAUAAUAUUCAUAUUUCUUUUGAGAAAUACUAGAUAAUUUGUGUUCAUUUUCUGUUUUUUAAGAUUCCGAUACCUGUUCCUUAUCGCAACGAGAAAUUAGCUUGACAAAGUCUUCUGGAUGGACUGCCAACAUUCCUCACGUUGUUGAAAUUAUCGGCGAUGAAUUGAACAAGAACAUGCUAGUAACAACGCGUGUUGCCUCCGCUAGCGGGUUAUCAAGACAACUGUGCAGCUAUAGAAGCUCAUUUUUUCCAAUAGGAAAAUCAAUUUUCGUAUGUAAUUCAUUUGAAGAGAAACUUAUUGUUCAUCCUUUUGAAAAUAUUGCUAAUAUCAAAAAAAUUAGUUUUUAUAAAUAAACACAAAACACGCAUUCAGC